Camellia sinensis is the source of this 1099-nucleotide messenger RNA. Its product is annotated as F-box/WD-40 repeat-containing protein At5g21040. Lineage: Eukaryota; Viridiplantae; Streptophyta; Magnoliopsida; Ericales; Theaceae. Gene Ontology annotation, molecular function: protein binding. The record is from RefSeq and is a predicted model, not a curated record.
AUGAAGGGCCCAUAACUUGUCUUGCUUUGGAUAUGACUAGAAUCUAUAGUGGUUCUUGGGAUAUGACUGUACGUGUUUGGGACCGUUCCCUUUUGAAGUGCCUGAAGGUGUUGAGGCACAGUGACUGGGUUUGGAGCCUCGUCCCUCAUGAUACUACAGUGGCCAGCACGUCAGGCUCUGAUGUGUAUGUUUGGGACAGUACUACUGGGAGUCAAAUUGCCAUUGUUAGUAAUGCCCAUGUUGGGAACACUUACUCUUUGGCUCGAAGCCACACCGGGAAACUCAUUUUCACUGGGGGAGAAGAUGGUGCCAUUCAUAUGUUUGAGAUCAGUAAUCAUUGUGUUGAGAAUAAUUUGCAGCAGGUUGCAACAUGGAUUCCUCACUCGAGUCCUGUAAAUUCUCUUGCAUUUGAGUUCCCAUGGCUUGUUUCAGCUUCUAGUGAUGGGAAGCUUUCACUUAUUGAUGUACAAAAGCUAUUAAAACCAAGCAGGCGUUCUUCAAAGGGAAACCUUAAAAGGGUUAAGCGUGCGGACCAGACAAACGAGGAGCCCCCUCAGAGAAUGCUACAUGGGUUUGGCAGCAAUUUAUUCUCAGUUGACAUUGGUUCUGAUCGUAUCGUGUGUGCAGGCGAAGAAGGCGUUAUCCGGAUCUGGAACUUUUCACAAGCUGUGGAGGUUGAGAAGAGGGUUCGUGCUUUAAGAGGCAUGCGAUUAGAGAAAAGGAUGAGGAGGCGUAAGCUCCAAAUAGAGGUGAACAGUAAGAGUGGCCAUGCUGAUCAAUGUUCGGUUGCAGCUAAGAAGAAUCCCAUGAAUGGUGAUAGGAAUGGUGUGUGGCACAACAAGCGUGGGGUGAGUGGCAAGCUGAAAGCAUAGAAGUGGAUCCCAACCUUCUUUGUUGCUUGGCAUUACACUAUUUCUCUGGCUAAUCGUGUAAGAAUACUAUACACUGCAUGGUUUAAGCAGGUCUUUUAGCUUCUGGAAAUUAAACUCUGUUUGGUUUUGAGUUUUCAAAAAGAAUUUUUGAAUUUUUAGUCUGUAUUUUUGUUUGCCCCUUUUAGUGAGCUUUUUUAAUAUUGUAGUAAAAAAAAUUUUACUGUUUA